AUGACUCGGAGAAAUAACAUGACGAGGAAGAGAAAGAAGGGAGAACUGGAGGAGCUGAAGAAGGAUGUGGUCAUGGAUGAUCACAAGUUGACCCUGGAAGAGCUAAGCACCAAGUACUCUGUGGACCUGACAACAGGCCACAGCUCUAAAAAUGCAGAGGAAAUCCUAAAUCGGGAUGGACCCAAUGUACUCACCCCGCCCCCCACCACUCCAGAAUGGCUCAAGUUCUGCAAACAGAUGUUUGGGGGCUUCUCCCUCCUGCUGUGGACAGGCUCCAUCCUCUGCUUCGUGGCCUACAGCAUCCAGUUCUACUUCAAGGAAGACCCUACCAAGGAUAACCUGUACCUGGGCAUUGUCUUGGCUGUUGUGGUCAUCAUCACUGGCUGCUUCUCCUAUUAUCAGGAGGCCAAGACCUCCAAGAUCAUGGAGUCUUUCAAGAACAUGGUGCCUCAGCGAGCUCUGGUCAUUCGUGGGGGAGAGAAGCUACAUAUCGAUGCACAAGAAGUGGUGUUGGGAGAUCUGGUGGAGGUGAAGGGGGGAGACCGCAUCCCAGCUGACAUCCGGCUCAUCUCUGCACAAGGAUGUAAGGUGGACAACUCAUGCCUGACUGGAGAGUCUGAACCCCAGACCCGCUCCCCCAAUUUCACCCAUGAGAACCCCCUGGAGACCAACAACAUCUGCUUCUUCUCCACCAACUGCGUGGAAGGAACUGCGAGGGGCAUCGUCAUCGCCACAGGGGACUCCACUGUGAUGGGCCGCAUCGCCACGCUGACCUCCGGCCUGCCCAUGGGCCAGUCACCCAUCUCGGUCGAGAUCGAGCACUUCAUCCACCUGAUCACCUCCGUGGCCGUCUUCCUGGGUGUCUCCUUCUUCGUGCUCUCCCUCAUCCUGGGCUACAGCUGGCUGGAGGCCGUCAUCUUCCUCAUCGGCAUCAUCGUGGCCAAUGUGCCCGAGGGGCUGCUGGCCACUGUCACUGUGAGUCUGACGCUGACAGCCAAGCGCAUGGCACACAAGAACUGCCUGGUGAAGAACCUGGAGGCGGUGGAGACACUGGGCUCCACGUCUACCAUCUGCUCGGACAAGACGGGCACCCUCACCCAGAACCGCAUGACUGUCGCCAACUUGUGGUUCGACAAGACCAUUUAUGAGGCCGACACCACUGAAGAUCAGUCCAGGGACACAUUUCCCAAGAACUCUGCUACCUGGUUUAUCCUGGCCCGAAUUGCUGGUCUCUGCAACAGGACGGACUUCAAGGCACAUCAGGAGUCAGUCCCCAUAGCUAAGAGGGAGACAACAGGUGACGCUUCCGAGUCUGCCCUCCUCAAGUUCAUCGAGCAAUCCUACAGCUCUGUGAAGGAGAUGAGAGAGAAGAGCCCCAAAGUAGCAGAGAUCCCCUUCAACUCCACCAACAAGUACCAGUUAUCCAUCCACCUUCGGGAGGACAGCUCCCAGGCCCAUGUCUUGAUGAUGAAGGGGGCUCCGGAGAGGAUCUUGGAGUUCUGCACCAGUUACCUUCUGCAUGGGCAGGAGUACCCAAUGGAUGACGAAAUGAAGGAAGACUUCCAAAAUGCAUACUUGCACCUGGGCGGCCUGGGCCAGCGUGUCCUAGGGUUCUGCUUCCUGAAUCUGCCCAACACUUUCUGUAAGGGAUUCCAGUUCAACACAGAUGCAAUCAACUUUCCCAUGAACAACCUCUGUUUUGUGGGGCUCAUAUCCAUGAUUGACCCUCCCCGAGCUGCAGUGCCUGAAGCUGUGCGCAAGUGUCGCAGCGCAGGGAUUAAGGUGAUUAUGGUAACAGGGGACCAUCCCAUUACAGCCAAGGCCAUUGCCAAGGGUGUGGGCAUCAUCUCAGAAGGCACCAUGACGGCAGACUCCAUUGCAGCACAGCUCAACGUCCCGGUCCAGGAGGUCGACAGGAGUAAGGUCUCUGCCAUUGUGAUACACGGCUCAGAGUUAAGGGACAUGAACUUGGAGCAGCUGGACGAGAUCCUCCGGAACUACACGGAGAUCGUGUUCGCGCGGACGUCCCCACAGCAGAAGCUCAUCAUCGUGGAGGGCUGCCAGCGGCAGGGAGCCAUCGUGGCGGUGACCGGAGACGGCGUGAACGACUCCCCGGCGCUGAAGAAGGCUGACAUCGGCAUUGCCAUGGGCAUCGCGGGCUCUGACGUCUCCAAGCAGGCGGCCGACAUGAUCCUACUGGACGACAACUUUGCCUCCAUUGUCACUGGCGUGGAGGAGGGCCGCCUCAUCUUUGACAACCUGAAGAAGUCCAUCGCAUACACGCUGACCAGCAAUAUCCCCGAGAUCACCCCCUUCUUGCUCUUCGUAAUCCUCAGCAUCCCCCUGCCUCUGGGCACCAUAACCAUCCUCUGCAUUGACCUGGGCACAGACAUGGUCCCUGCCAUCUCCUUGGCUUAUGAGUCAGCUGAGAGUGACAUCAUGAAGAGGUGUCCCCGGAACCCCACAUGUGAUAACCUAGUGAACAACCGUCUCAUCGGCAUGGCCUACGGACAGAUAGGGGUGAUCCAGGCACUGGCUGGAUUCUUCACCUACUUUGUGAUCCUGGCUGAAAAUGGUUUUAAGCCCUUUGAUCUUCUGGGCAUCCGUCUGGACUGGGAAAAUCGGUACUUGGGUGACCUGGAGGACAGCUACGGACAGCAGUGGACCUAUGAACAGCGGAAGGUAGUGGAGUUCACAUGCCACACAGCCUUUUUCGUGAGCAUCGUGAUCGUGCAGUGGGCUGACCUCAUCAUCUGCAAGACACGCCGCAACUCUGUGUUCCAGCAGGGCAUGAAAAACAAGGUCUUGCUCUUUGGGCUCCUGGAAGAGACUCUACUGGCUGCUUUGCUGUCCUACACUCCAGGCAUGGACAAGGCCCUGCGAAUGUACCCGCUCAAGAUAUUCUGGUGGUGCUGCGCGCUCCCUUACAGCAUCCUCAUCUUCAUCUAUGACGAAAUCAGGAAACUCAUCAUCCGGACGCAUCCCGGCGGCUGGCUGGAGAUGGAGACCUACUACUAGGUUCAGCGGGGAGAGCCCCAUAUGACAGGGGGUUCAGGGGCUUGGGGUGAUGGGUUUGCUGCUGACAACAGAGACGACGUGUGAGAUGGACAGGGCCUACCUUGGACGAGAACCAGCUGCUCUGGGGUGAACUGGGGCGCCAGGGGCCAGCAGUGAAGAGCCAGCGGCUGAGGCCCAGCAUGGGGAGGGCUCUGUCUUUUGGGGCAGCCAGUCAGAAGUAAACGUUG
Molecule: messenger RNA, 3245 nt
Organism: Condylura cristata (star-nosed mole)
Lineage: Eukaryota; Metazoa; Chordata; Mammalia; Eulipotyphla; Talpidae
Gene: ATP1A4
Product: ATPase, Na+/K+ transporting, alpha 4 polypeptide
Exons: 22
Coding region: 1-3018 (1005 amino acids)
Biological process (GO): proton transmembrane transport; potassium ion import across plasma membrane; sodium ion export across plasma membrane
Cellular component (GO): membrane
Molecular function (GO): ATP binding; ATP hydrolysis activity; P-type sodium:potassium-exchanging transporter activity
Source: RefSeq, a predicted model, not a curated record